AUGGCCAUCAACACGGAGGCGCCGCUGGCGAAGGCGCUGGAGAACUCUCCUCCGCCCGUGGACUCGCACGAGACGGAGAAGCUGCUGACCGCCGUCGGGGUAGCUCCGAAGUCCUUCUCAGCCGGUGGAGAAGGCAGUGAUGAAGCGCCCGCCGGGGGCGAGGCCGAGCGCAACGGCCACCACAGCCUGCCUUACCAGUCCGGCUCGGAGGGGAAGCUGGAGGCCACGUCGCUCUCGCCGUCGCGGCUCAGCCUGGGGCGCGCCUCGUCCACGGCCACCACCUCCAACCUCCACGAGCCGGGCCGCUCGCGGGACUACCUCCCGCUGGCCAUCUUCUCCUGCUUCUGCCCCAUCUGGCCCCUCAACAUCCUGGCCUUAGUCUUCUCCAUCAUGGUAAGCGGCCGUUUCCCCGGCUCCAGCGCGUCCCCUCGGGACUCCGGCUGUGCGCAAAGACGCGCCGCCCUCGCCAAGUUCCUUGUGCGUCCUGGGCGCACCAGGGACAUGGACACGGCGUCGGGGAGUCGCGGAGCGCGGAAGUCCCCGGCGGGAACUUUGUAGCUGCGUUUAAAACUUGAGCAGAGGGCGUUACAUCGGGGAGAAUGGAAGAAGAGUGUCGGUAAGGGAGGGGUGUCUUAGUUCCUCCAAAAGUCUGUGAACUGCACGUUUUGGAGUGGACUGUUCUUCCAGUUUCGGAAGGACACGACUUUUGGGGGUUUGCGUGUGAGAGAGAAAGAAUAUGCAAUCAUGUCGACCUAGCUGGGAAGAGGAGCAGGAGAAAACAAAGAGUGAAUAAUCGUAAUUUAUAACUUUCCCUGCAUAACAGACUCCAAAUACAGCAGCUCCCUUCCCAAAUACGGGGUGGGGCGUGUGCGUUUUGUGGAUUGGGGAGAUGGGAGAAAGACUUAAACAGAGCGUGAGGAUUUGGGGGAAUUUAAUAAUAUUAAUAUUAUGCUAGAAGUGCCCUUUCAAGUGUAGAAUUUUGCUCACGACUGACUUAAGGCUGCGGUACCCUAUACCCGCUGACCUGGGAGUAAGGCGCGUUGAAUUCAAUGGCAGUUCUGAGCAGAGAUGUCGAGGAUUACACAGCAAUAAAAUCUAUUUAAUUCGCGGGCCAAAUUACAAGGGUUUUUGGUUGGUUGGUGUGUGUGUGUGUGUGUCUAAUUCCCUCUUCUGCUUAGCAAACGAAGUUGAUCAAUAGCUCCACACCCUGCCCUCUUCCUUCCCAUCCGCCCCAGCUAGACAUGGGUUGGAGACAGAUCCCACUUAAGUUAAGACGUGUCAAGAACAGCCUAGGCGUCUCUUGCUUGGCUCUGGAUUUUGUCGGAGAGAGAUGUAAAAAAUUAUAGAGUGAGGAAAUGGGGGGACGGGGGACGGUUGCCAGAACUUGUUGCCAUGUAAUGUCGAAAUAGAAAGACUACAUUGAACAUGUACAGAGUGCCUCUGAGCACAAAGAACAAACACAAGCUUCUGCCACGGGGAGGGUAAGAGAGCUCAGAGAGCAGUUUCCAGAGCUGAUAGAUGCAUAUUUGGUUGCACAUUAACCUCUGACUGUGUGGGGGUGUGCCCCCUUCCAUUCCCAUCCUGUGGGUGCGCUUACCAGCAAGGUGAGGGGCAGCCAUGUGUUAACAGGAUCCCCUGCAAAGAAUGGCAGGACCACAGCGGUCCAGAGAACCUCAAAACGGGCAAAAGUCUCCUGGUCACAAAGGCGUAUGAACUAGCGGGGGUGUAGUGGUUAGCGUGGGAGAGACCUGGAUAUAUGAAGUUCCACUUGGAUAUACAAAGUUCUCUGGGUGUGAUCGUGGGGGGCCAGUCACCAUCCUCUUAGCCCGACCUACUUCGCAUGGCUGAUGGGAAUUGUAGUCCAGAACAGCUGGAGGGCGGCAGGAUGGCCAAGGCUGGAUUAAUGGUUAAUAAUAUAAAAGCUCAAAGAGAGAGAAGCAAAGAGGGAGCUGUCCAUGGUAGCAGCCAGGAUUCAUCCAAAGCAGGGGAAGCUUUUCACGGAAACGCAGAACACAGGAAGCUGCCUUAACACCGAGUCAGAACGUUGCUCCAUCUAGCUUAGUACUGCCUACACUGGCUGGCAGUGGCUCACCAGUGUUUUAGAUCAGGGAUCCCUUCUCCAAGCCCUGGCUGGGGACGCUGCCAGAAUUUGAACCUGGGACCUUCUGCAUGUAAAACUGACGCUUUACCACUGAGCUACGGCCCAUCCCUUAAAAAUGAAUCAAGAUGCUAGCCCUCACUGGUGCUGAAUUAAGGGCAUGUUUGAAUAGGAACACAGGAAGCUGCCUUAUUGGUCCAUCUGGCUCAGGACACUGGCUGGCAGCAGCUCUCCAGGAUUUUAGGCAGGGAGCCUUGCCCAGCCCUACCUGAGGAUGCCAUCGGCGAUUGACACCUUCUGCAUGCAAGGCAGAUGGCCUGCCACUCAGCUCAUGAUAGGCAAUGGGGAGAAGGGCUCUGUACAGGGCUUGUCCACAGAUAAGACAGCAGGCUGAGUAGGACAUGGAAAGAGGGGGUCGUGGCACAUUUGAGCCCCGCAUCCAUACUAACCACAUGAAAACACUUGUUUCUCAAGACCGGCAAGUAGGAUCGAUCUGGCAAUAGCAAUGCGGAGCCCCCAGGUUCAGAUGAAGUCUAUCUCAGGAGACCAAGAGAUGAUGAAGAAUGCCAUGGGGAGGGCAUUUGCACUCCUGUCCUGCUCAGGGGCAUCCCAGAGACACCCAGAUGGCCAGACAGCAGGGUGGAGGUUGCUGGGCCUAGGUGGGCCUUAGGCUCCAGGAAGGCCUCUCCAGAUGUUCUUACGAAGUAAGAUAGUUAAGAAUGGAGCCUCCAUAGGCAGAAUCAGCAGCAGGCCCUUUGAAUAUUUUAUUUAUUCAUUAAAUUUGUAUGGCACCCUUAAUCGGAAGACCGCAGGACAGCUCACAACAUAAAAAAUUACAAAAUGAGAACACAAAAUACAUAAUAAAACCAAGUUCAAAAACAACUCCCACAAACACAUUUAAAGGGUCACAGAAUGUUUAAUUAGCCAAAGGCCUAGGAGAAAGUGAAUGUUUUCUCCCGGCACCUAAAGAUAUGCAAUGAAGGCGCCAGGCGAGCCUCCCUGGGGGGAGCAUCCCACAAAUGGGGAGCCACUGCAGAAAAGGCCCCGUUCUCAUGUUUCUGCCCUCUCGUGAAGGAGAAACAUGAAGAAGGGCCUCAGAUGAUGAACACAGAGUCUGGGACAGUUCGUAUGGGGAGAGGCCGUCGUGAGCCAUUAAAGGUUUAAUAGGUCAAAACCAGCACUUCAAAUUGGGCCUGAAAGCUAAUUGGCAGCCACUGCAAUUAGGCCAGGAUCGGUGUAAUAUUCUCAAACUGUCUUGCACUGGUGAGCAACCUGGCUGCCAAAUUGUGCACCAACCGAUGUUUCUGAACCUUCUUCAGAAGCAGCCCUACAUUUAACACUUUGCAGUAAUCUAAUUUAAAGGUUAUCAGAGUACGACUGGGGGACAGACAACCGGGGAGGGUCACUGCCGUUUAUGUCCUGCCCUCACACCUGGGAAGGGCUGUAGCACAGUGGUAGAGCAUUUGCCUUGCAUGCAAAAGGCCUUGGGUUCAAUCCCAGGCAUUUCCAGGUAGGCUUGGGAAUGUCCCCUUCGCUGAAAUCCUGGAGAGUUGCUGCCAGUCAGUGUAGACAAUCUUUAGCUAGAAGGACCAAAUGGUCUGUGUCAGAAUAAGACAGCUUCCUGCAUUAUUAUUAUUAUUAUUAUUAUUAUUAUUAUUAUUUUAACCAGCCCUUUAUUCAGAACCAUGAGGACUAGGAUCUUUAAUUUUAGGGAGUCACAGCUCAGUGGUGGAAUAUCUGCCUUACAUGCCAAAGGUCACAGGUUUAACCUCCAGGCAGAGGCUCGUCCUCUGAAACUCUGGAGAUCGGUUGCUGCCAGUCAGUGUAGACAGAACUGAGCCAGAUGGUCUGACUCAGCAGAAGGCUCCUUGUGAGUUUCCCAAAUGCAUCCUGCAAAGUAGAGGAUGCUGGGUGGACCAUCUUUGUUUAAGAGAUUGUUUCUGCAGUUAAGAUUUAGUUUUUGGAGAUGCAAUCUUGUUGCUGUUACCUGGAUCAUGCUGCUGCAUUUCAGUGAUCAGCAAAUACGUUUUAUUGCAUAUUCAUGAAUAGAAGUAGAAGUUCACAUCAGCUUAUUGCAGCCAUUUAAAGUCUGUGGUGUCUUGUAACCGUGAGAGAACUGUGUAAACCUUUGGAUGAUGCAAACCGCCUUGAGCAGGGCUUACUAAGGAUCAAAUGUAAGAGGACGUUGAAGGCAGACCUUUGGUCUGCUCAAGCAGCCAGGCUCUUCCGAAGGAUUAUUGGAAGGCGGGUCAGCAUUUCUGUCCCCUUUCAGGUUGAGAAAAGAGCCACUAAGAAGUAUUUCCUGACUCCCUGUUAUUUUGUUACAAGUCAGGAGCGUGUGAUGUUUUUGCCACCUGUGCCCAUUUGAUUACCGAAAGCAGCCCCAGAGGACCAUUACAUACUCCACCGUUUUGCAAAGAUAACUUUGAUUCUCCGCCGCGGAAGCACACACAGAGGCUAUCUCCCCGAUUAGCAGCAACAGCAAAAACAGGCUUAUAAACUGCAGUCAUAACCCCGUUUACCUGGGAGUGAAUCCAUGAAAAAUGUGUGUGUGUGUGUGUGUGUGUGUGUGUGUGUAUCUUCUUCUUCUUCUUCUUCUUCUUCUUCUUCUUCUUCUUCUUCUUCGAUCCCUCGUAGCCGAGUAAGAUUGUCUUCCAUAAACAAAGUUUUAACAAUGAGUCUGUAAGUGGCUGUGGAGGCCAGUUCUGGAUCCACAUGUCCUUCCGCAGUGGGGACAUUGGUUUCCGGGUGGCAGUUGAUCCCAGUGUGGAUUUGCCAAGUGUGGCUUCCUCUUAGCACAUUUCUCCCUUGCGUCCUGAGUUCGAGCGUCUUCAAAGCCCAUGACACCUUUGGUAAAGGCUGUUCUCCAACUGGAGCGCUCGCAGGCCAGUGUUUCCCAGUUGUCAGUGUUUAUACUACAUUUCUUUUAAUACACACGCACUAGAUAUAUAUCUAUAUAUAUAUAUAUAUAUAUGCGCAACCCAGCUUUUCCCAUGGUGAAGGUUUUUUUUUUUAAUUGUGCACAGCUGUGGAAGUGGGUUCAGGUUGCAAGGGAGGGUUUAAUGGGAAAUCUAGAAUCAAGGGUGGGGGAAGAUUUAAUAAAGGGGGGAAGUUGGCUAGCCAGGGGUUGACCUAGAAAGGUGUGUGUGAGUGAAAGCAGUGUAGACCUAAGUAAAAGCACCACACAGACAUGCACAUCGAAGGUUUCUCACUUGUAAUGUAAACAUGAGCCAGCUGUGUGCUACAGCAGCAAAUAAAGCCAAUACAAUCCUAACCUGGAGAUUUCGGGGAUUGAACCAGGCAGGGACCUUCUGCAUGCAAAGCAGAUGCUCUAUAUGUACACCUUACCCAUGUGGGAAGCUGCACAGGGGUCCUUUUUAAAGGUGUUACAGAAAUAUUAUUAUUUUAGAAAUUUGUCUAUGCAUCCAUACAUGGACCUCAAGGCUGCUGGCUUGGAGAAUUUACUUUCCAGUGCUAGAUUUAUUCAUUUAGUUCAUAUAUAUAUAUAUAUAUAUACACACACACACACACACACACACACCACUUGGUGGUGGUGGUUGUUUUUAUUAAAAAAAACCAACUCAAAGUGGUUUACAAAAAAAAGCUAAAACUAUCAAUACUGUAAGAUGACCCAACAGCAAAAAUUCAAAACUUCCAAAGAUGUUAAAAUAACAGUGGACUGAAUACAGAUCAAAACCCACAUUAAACUUCUAAACAACCGGGCAGCCUUGCCUAAAUAAGAAUGUUUUUAGCAGGCGCUGAAAAGAGCUCAGUGAAGGCGCCUGCCUGAUAUCAAGAGGCAGGGAGUUCCAAAGGGUAGAUGCUGCCACAGUAAGAUGCCAAAUUGGCAACCGGUGAAGAUCUCUGAGCACAGAUGUUCUGUGCUGACAAGGCCUCACUCUCGUCAGCAAUCGUGGGGCAGCAUCCUGCCCCAACUGCGGCUUCCGGGUCAAGCGCGAGAGAAGCCCCCUGUGUCCUCACACAGCAUGAACCAGGGGGGUGAAUGGCAGCGCACAGGUCUAAGACGGAUCCAAUUUUCUCUCCUCCCCUCCCUUCUUUUGACAGUCUAGGAACAGCUGCCAACAGGGAGAUGUGGAUGGCGCGCGGCGGUUGGGGCGGGUUGCCAGAUUCCUCAGCAUCAUCUCCAUCGUCCUGGGGACCCUCAUCAUCGUGGUUUGCACACUGAAGUUCACAGGUAGGUACCAACCCGUGUCCCACCCAAUUCCUCCAGAGACACUCGCUCACAACCCUAAAGAGAGCUCAAACCAAGACGGCAUGUUCAACACCAACACCAUUAUUCUUCCACCGCAUGCAAUUAUUUUGACAUCCGGCUGCUGUGUUUAGGCAACCGAUUCAAGACGUUUCCCUAUCAAAAGAUCAACAAGGAGCCUAGGAUUAUAAAAUACCAUCAUGUAGUGAGCACAAGACAUACAGUCCUUCACAUGUAACAGUACACAGGGCCUUCUCAGUAGUGGCAACCUCCCUUCAGAUGUCAAGCAGACAAAGAACUACAUAAUUUUUAGAAGACAUCUGAAGGCAGCUCUGUAUUGGGAAGUUUUUAAUGGCUGAUGUUUUGAUAUAUGCUGUAAGCCGCCCAGAGUGGCUGGGGAAACCCAGCCAGAUGGGCGGGGUGGAAAUAAUAAAAUGAAUGAAAAGGAAAAAGCCUGGAAUUUCAGGUGGCAGAGCAUGAGGCUCUUAAUCUCAGGGUUGUGGGUAAAAGAUUCCUGCAUUGCAGGGGGUUGGGCUAGAUGACCCUCCGGGUCCCUUCCAGCUCUAAGAUUCUAUGAUUCUAACGAAACGACGUGACUUCCAAGGACGGUCUUUGCAGGGCUCCCCUCCCCGCAGCUCCGGGCCAGAUCAAAAAACUGUUCUUUGCUCCCUUCAAGGAAAUUAUUCUGCCUCACCUCUUUCAAUUUUGGUGGCAGGGAAGGGGGGAAAAAGGAGAGCUUUGACAGCAUAUCCCAGACAAAAAACCCCCAUGUUUCUGUCUGCAAGGAGUUUAUAAUGCAGAGCGGCUUAGUGGUAGUGCCUGAGCCAGUGCAUUCAAAUGGCGAAAAAGGAGAUUGCAACUAAACUUUAGGAAGGAGAUUCUGAGAGGAAGAGCCAUUCAAUCGUGGAAUGGUCUCCCUCGGACGGUGGUGGACCCUCUUUCUCUAAAGGUUUUCUAAAAAUAAUUUUAAAUGUAAUUUAUAUACAACAAUUAUUCAACCAUCAUUUUAACACCUCCAACUUCCACUCCUUUCCACCUUUCUGCGGUUCUUUACAUUCAUUUUCGUCCUUUCCUGCAUACUCAUUCUUUUAAUCAACUAUUCUCACAUAUAUAUCAUAUAUAUUUUUGAAACUGCAGGUUUUUACAAUAAUCCUGCCAAUGGCUUCACCUGUUUACAGUUUAUUUGCAAAUACUCAAUAAACCAUUUCCAUUCCUUUCUAAAAAGUUUGUUAUACUGAUUUCUUAUUCUCCCUGUAAGUUUUGCCAUUUCUGCGUACUCCAUUAGUUUCUGUAACCAUUCUCUUUUGUUGGGACCUCUUCUUACAAUUCUUCUUCUUACAAUUUUGAGCAAAUAACAUUCUCGCAGCUGUGGUCGCACGCAAAAACUAACCUCUAUACUGUUGGUAGUUCUGAUCCCAUAAUUCCCAAGAGAAAAGCUUCUGGGUUGGAGUUUUUUUUAACAAAUGUUAUCUGAAAUAUCUUUUUCAAUUCAUUAUAUAUCACUUCCCCGUAAGCUUUAACCUUAUUGCAAGACCACCACAUAUGGGGAAAGCUAACUUCUUUCUCUUUACAUUUCCAAUACUUAUUCGAUUUUGAAUUAGACAUUUUUGCCAAUCUACUAGGUGUUAUAACAUGUUCCUAUAACUUUCUCUUAAACCAGAAGAUGCUGUCAGUUUUAUGCUCAUAUUCCACAGUCAUUCCCAUGCUUCCAUUUCUAUGUUAUGACCAAUAUCUAUUGCCCCUCUUCCACUAAAGCUUUUAAAGCAGAGGUUGGCUGGCCAUCUGUCGGGGAUUAUUUAGCUGAGAUGCCUGCAUUGCAAAUAAAAUUGUAACAGGAACACACCUGUCUUGUGCUUGUAAAAACUGCCUGAACAAAACUACCCUCUUUCUCUCUCUUUCUCUCUCCUCACCUCCAGGUUACCUGCAAUCAAAUUAGCAUGAGCAAAGCUUGAGGGGAAAAGGGGUGGUCCUUCGACCCACAUAUUUAUUUGUGUUUUCGAGUGGCCGUAGGAUGCUUCCCAUUUCCGCUCGGUUGCAAAAGGAAGGACUUUCUCAGUGGGAGAAAAACAUGGGCAUCCUCCACAGCCCAACCCUAUCCUGCUCCCAUCCUUGGACAGAAUUACAGCAUGCCCAUCUUCACCAUUAGCCUUUCGGAUCACAAAAAAAGUUUAUUUCCAGGGGACGAACAAAACGUACAAUCCGGUGAACAGGACUCGGCAGGAGGGGAAGAAUGAAGAUCCCUUCCUGCCUGGCACAGGAACUCUCUACCUCGUCAUCUGCCACACAGAGAGAAAGACACGGAUGGGCACGGAGAACCGUCAAGAGGAGACGCAUUUCUCCCAAAGCAAAACUCUCCUUGAUCUCCCGCUUCCCCCCACGCCAGCGG
This is a messenger RNA of Podarcis lilfordi (Lilford's wall lizard), 8694 nucleotides long. Lineage: Eukaryota; Metazoa; Chordata; Lepidosauria; Squamata; Lacertidae. The record is from the annotation of a GenBank genome assembly.